AUGGAAGACUCACAAAAGCUUGCACUCUUCCGUGAAUCCGGCAUAUACCACUUCAACGAUUCAAACACCGUUUUCAUCGAUCCCGUGCGCAUUCUAAAUCGUUCCUACAUCCGCCACACCGUUUCUCCAUCCACCUACUACCCCCGUUUCUUCCAAACCCUUACUUCCACCACCGUUCCUUCCUCUCCCACUAAACGGAAACGGAAAAAACGAAAACGGAGUCCCAAAGCAUUGAACGAGAGAGAACUAAUCGCAUUUCGACGCCAUCAGGAAUUGAGGCCUUUGUUGGUGAAGGCACAUGAGUGUUUGUUGAAAUCGAAUGAACUUUUGGAUGCUUUCAGAACUUUCAGAAGUGAAGGUGCUUCUUCUUAUUGCUUGAAAGAGAAAUGUGUGGGUGAUGAUGAACAAUGCUUCGUUGAAUUGGCACUGCAAUCGCCCCAACUUGUUCUUACGCUGAAUUUACGUGUCCCUGUUCCUGAAACUUAUAAGGAUUUGGAAGACUCCCCAAAUGUGCAAUACUGUGAGCAGAGGUCAAUACUUCCCGCAUUCAAUAAUUUGGUUGUAAAUGACACGGAGGAUGAUGCGGUGGCUGAGAUUUUGAACAAUCAUUACAUUAUGCCUCGAGAGAGCUGCUUUUACAUGUCAGAUCUGGGACAGAUUCGCAAUCUUAUUCCCGCUCAUGCUGAUUGUGGUUUCAACCUCAUAAUGGUGGAUCCACCUUGGGAAAAUGCCAGUGCUCAUCAGAAAUCAAGGUACCCAACCUUGCCCAAUAGGUACUUUUUAUCCCUUCCUAUUAAGCAACUAACUCACACUGAAGGUGCCCUUGUGGCAUUAUGGGUAACAAACAGAGAGAAGCUACGUAGUUUUGUUGAGAAAGAGCUUUUUGCUGCGUGGGGGGUCAGCUAUGCUGCAACUUUUCAUUGGCUGAAGGUGAAAGCAAAUGGAUCCUUGAUUAGUGAUUUAGAUCUUUUCCAUCAUAGGCCAUAUGAAAGUCUUAUUUUGGGAUACAGUCCUGGGAAGGUAAAACAUUCUGAUAACCGAUCUAAGUUUAAGCCUUUGAAGGAGGAUCAUGUGAUUAUGAGCAUUCCUGGGGAUUACUCAAGGAAACCUCCAAUUGCAGAUUUAUUACAGGAGUACAUUCCUGGGAUCAAGCCUCCCCGAUGUGUUGAGCUAUUUGCUAGAGAAAUUAUGGCUGGAUGGGUUGCUUGGGGAAAUGAGCCACUCCACUUUCAAAAUUCUAGAUAUUUUGUCAAAAAGAUGGAUAGCUGA
Messenger RNA from Vicia faba (fava bean), 1269 nucleotides. The record is from the annotation of a GenBank genome assembly. Lineage: Eukaryota; Viridiplantae; Streptophyta; Magnoliopsida; Fabales; Fabaceae.